CUCUUAGUUAAUGCUAAUGCUAAUGAAAACGGAUGUACUUUAUUAUAUACCUGGUUAUGAGUUAUAUGUCUGAUAAUCAGUGAACAGUUUUUCAAAGGACCUGAAAAUAUUUGUACACUACGCUUGAAAAAUUUGAAAUUUUUGGUGCUGCUUGCCAAAUGUUUAAAUUAUAUUGGUGGCACAAAAUGAGAUGUCUGGUUGGGUUGAGCUGCAGCACGAGUUUCGAAUAACAACCAUAUACCUGUUGCUGAUUCUCUCGAUUCCCACCUCAAACAGCGAUAGCAAAAUAAAAGAGAUAGCUAGUGCGCCAGUCCAUCUACCCCAGAGCCAGACGGCCACGUUGAAACGAAUGUCUGGCAACAAAGUCGAUAUACCCCGGCUCUACUCUGCAUACCGGGUGCUGUUGAAGGAGAGCGGCUCCGAUGUCAAACUCAAUGUGGGCAAACUAGGCAAGAGAACAGCUGUGGCGGAUGAGGAGGAUGAUGAUGCGGUUAGCAAAAGUGUGGAAAUUCUCAAGGAACCUACAGGGGUGAAUAAUACGGUGAAAGCAGCCACAAUAACUAAAGAGCUUCAAGAAAAGGCAAAUGGAACAAAAACUAUAUUUGGUACAACAGGUGAUCGGGAGGGGGCGAAUGGUAAAUGUGUGCCGGUUGGAAAACUCAAUGAUGUGGAGGACGAACAGAACGAUAAGGGGAAGUCGAAAAAUCCGGCAAGGCAUGGCGUGGUUAUAGUUAAAAUUGAUGUGCCUUCCGAGACAAAAGUGGAUGCCGAAAAGGACCUGGGUAGAGGCGCACGGCCUCAGGGCAAAAAAGCUGAAAUGGAUUCAGCUGAACUCCGCAUAGCAGAGCUGAAUCGGGUGUAUCAGGAUUUUGUGAAUGCCUGGAAGAGGCCUACACCGGAAACAAGGGGUCACAACCUGAUUGGGCAGAAGAAUACAUUCCCAACCAGGCCAUUUCGAUUAAGUGCACUAAACGCGCUAAUGAACGUUGUUGAGAAUCUGAAGCAGUCGAAUCCGGUGGAUGAAAUUGUCAAGGCAAUCAAUGAUGAAAUGAAUCCGGAAAAAGAAAGUCUCAUCGGUCCCUUUCAAGAGAAAAACAAAAGAAUUAUCAGCCGAUCCUCAAAAAUGUUUAAGCGCUUGGCUCCUAAUGUGCCACCCGACAUACAGACUGGUGGCCUUUAUGAAGAGUACAAGAAAAAACUGAAUAGUAUUCUACAGGCACACAAGCAUCCACGUAAAUCCCAGGCCAAAGAAGAGACAGUACCUUUCCAUGCUAAUUCAGCCGGAAAGCAUAAUGAGCUGACCCUGUGUCACUGUGAUUCUGCGAAAUCGCUAAUCAUGGCCGUCGACAGUAGUGGACCGAAGGUAUCCAAGGAACUGACGCCAUGCCAUUGUGAGGCCACAAGACACACCAACUUGGCAUUCGAAGGGGAUACGGUUAAAAUAUCCAAUGGCCUGAUUCCCUGCCACUGUGCAGCCAUGAAAGGCGCCAGCUUGGCCGACGUGGUUAAUUCGUGUUUAUCUGAAACCGGCAGGAGCACAAAGGAGAAGAGCACGAGUACGCAGAUGAACAAGGAAAAUAGGCUGAAUGGCGGCCUUAAGCCAUACUAUUUAUCAAACUCAAAGCACAGACAGAUGGUUUGGAAUGAUGUGCCUUUGAUAAGGCCCGGCAGUCAAAAAAAAGGUAAGGUCGUUAAGCCGCAGAUAUUGUCCGCAACCAAUGGUAGGAUGAACCCAACUAUUAUCAAUAUGAAGAGUCGUGCACCAAAUGCUGCAACUAAAACUAAGCCAAAGACCAAAAUUGAGCAGGCAGUCUCUAAAAGUUUUUUGCGUAAAAACGCAACACAUUCCGCUUCAUUUAUCAAGAAUCAAAAGCAGCUGCAGCACAUACUCAAAGUGUUCCAGGCCAAGCAUCGCUCGAUGAAUGUAAGAAAAACGUCAAAGCGCGGCCUGAUCAACUUGGGCAACGGGUUUGAUAGCACGCCCGCCCAUUUGGCAUUUCCGGAAGUGCUCGUUAAUAAGUUUGGGCAGACUCAAGACACUGGCGGCAAAAUGAUUGAGAAUAUGGCGAAGCAGCUGAAUGUGUCGCCUGUGGAGAUGGCUCAGCGUAUUGCCUCGUCAAGUGGUGCAGGCAGCUAUCCGCUGCAGGCCAACUUAGCAAGCCAGACCAACGGAUGCCAAGUAUCAAUGGCAGCGUCAAGCCCCAAGAUUGCGCCGUCAGCCACAUUAGCCUGCCAACAGGGACCAACGGCUAAUUUGGCGCCCAUGUUAGAGAAGAUUUUAAAUCGACUACAGAGUAUGCAAGAUUCCAGUUUUAAUCAGGGGAAGGCAGACAAAUUGCCUUGUUGCUUCGCCGAUCCAACUGACGGUGCUCCCUGUGAAUUAACAGGCUCCUGGGAGUCUCUACUAUUAAGCAUUCGCAUCGAUAUUAGAGAUGACAACAAGAUCGUUGUGCCGGAAGUCAAGCCGACCUGUUCCCAGCCCAAAUUGCGUCGCUCCGACACCAAUCGACUUUGGCGGCAGUGCGUUAAAAUGACCCCAAUCGAAAUCAAGCAACGCUUCGUGUCAUCUCAAAUGAGAGUGCUUAAUGUGACCAUACAAGACACGCUGCCACCACGACCGCGUGAAAUGAUGGAUAACCUUACGGAAUGGACAUUCACGGGUCAAGCGGUCAAUACUCUAGGUGGGCCGAUAUCGUUAACCUGUCGGAAGCUAAACUCCAAUUUGAUGGGUACCUUUCUGGGCUUUUGUCGUCGAUGCGGUUGCAUAGACACCAUUUUCGGCAGUUGGACCUUUUGUCAGCCGUCACGGGAUUGUCAGGACAUAACAAUGUCAAUUUUUGAUAGGCGGGAUAUUCUGCGUCGUUUUUCGUUAGACGAUGCGCGUAGGGAACGAUUUAAGGAGCAAUUAUAUACAAAAAGCAGAUACGCCAAAAUAGAGAUGGAAAGACAAGCAUCAGAAUUACCCACGUAGCCGGCUAGACACACUAGUAACUUUAUUAAUUGCAGUUUUUUUUUUUUUGGUUCUAUGUUAUGUAUUCAUUUAUUUUGAUAUAUAAGACGUUUCUUUUUUAAAUAACAUUACAGCUGUUGCCUUUUGUUGCGGUUUA
Messenger RNA from Drosophila virilis, 3107 nucleotides. RefSeq lists its product as uncharacterized. The record is from RefSeq and is a predicted model, not a curated record. Lineage: Eukaryota; Metazoa; Arthropoda; Insecta; Diptera; Drosophilidae.